UAAAUUUUACCAUGCUUGUUUUAUUUGAAACUGCUGCAGGAUUUGCCCUAUUUAAAGUUUUAGAUGAAAAAAAACUAUCAAUGGUUGAUAAUAUACUUGCUGAAUUCCAGGAUUCUGAAAAUGCUGGGAAAAUUUUAAAAUUAAAGCAUUUUCACAAAUUUGGGGAUACAACUGAGGCCCUAGAUGCGGUUUCUGCGUUGAUUGAAGGGAAAAUGGGAAAAGUUUUGAGAAAAUUUUUGAAAAAAAUAAUUCCUCAAUCUUUGCAUGAAGAGAUAGCAGUUGCUGAUGCCAAAUUAGGCAAUUUGAUAAAGGAAAAAUUUCAAAUUAACUGUGUGCAUAACUCAAAAAUCAUGGAUUUGAUGAGAGGUAUUCGAAAUCAAAUAGACUCAUUGAUACCUAACAUUCCAGCAAAAGAACUUUUAGAUAUGUCUUUAGGUCUAGCUCAUAGUUUAUCACGAUACAAACUCAAAUUUAGUCCAGACAAAGUUGAUACAAUGAUAAUUCAAACCAUAUCUUUACUAGAUGACAUGGACAAGGAACUGAAUAAUUAUAUAAUGAGAUGUAGAGAGUGGUAUGGGUGGCACUUUCCCGAACUCGGCAAAAUUGUUUCGGAUCACACGAUGUAUGCUAAAGUGGUCAAAAUGCUGGGGAUGAGAACGAAUGCUCCGAACACUGAUUUAUCCGAAAUCGUUUCGGAAGAUGUGGAGGAGCAAAUCAAAGUGGCUGCACAAAUAUCCAUGGGAACGGAAAUAUCUUUGGACGAUAUACUCAACAUUGGAUUUAUGUGUGAACAAAUCCUAGAAAUGUACGAUUACAGAUCACAGCUGUUCGAUUACCUCAAAAAUCGAGUCAUGGCGAUUGCUCCGAACUUAUCUAUACUUGUCGGCGAAUUGGUUGCCUCCCGUCUUAUUGCUCAUGCCGGUUCCCUGAUGAAUCUUGCUAAAUGUCCCGCUUCUACGGUUCAGAUCCUGGGUUCCGAAAAGGCCAUGUUCAGAGCCCUCAAAACUAGGCACAAUACUCCGAAAUAUGGUCUAUUAUAUCACGCAACUCUCGUAGGCCAGGCUACACAAAAAAACAAAGGAAAGAUAUCCAGGAUGUUGGCUGCCAAAGCUGCUCUAGCCACCAGAUAUGAUGCUCUUGGAGAAAACGUAUCAGUUAACAUGGAACUCGGUUUGGAACAUAAGGCAAAACUUGAAGUUAGACUCAGGCAACUCGAACAACAACAGAAUAAAGGUUUGACUGGAUCGAAGAAGCCCAAUUUCGUUCAACAAAAAUUCGAUAUCACAGAGCCACAAUUCCAACCUUACGACGCCGGAUUAGAUUCAACCCUGCCCACCACAGCACAUAAGAGAAAACUAGAACUUGAAAGCAAUUCCUCCUUUUCUUCGAUCAAUGCAACAGCUAAAAAGGCCAAAUCUGAUCAAAGUGAUCACGAGAUUGAUUAUGCUAAAGCAAAGAAAGAAAGUAAAAAGAGUAAAAAGAAAGUCAAGGAUAUCUUGGAUGAAUUGCAAAGUUCUACUACCGAUGUCAAUGGGACAGAUGUACCUGAAACAGAUGUUAAAAAUAAAAAGGACAAGAAGAAAAAGAAAUUCAAGGACGCAACAGAAUAGGUAACCAACCGAAAAUAAAAAAAUCGAAAAAGAAAAAGCAUUGACAAUUAGACAAUUAUUCAAAACUUCUAUUAUAUUGAAAUUUGCAUAAUGUAUAUUGUAAAAACACUAGAUU
Molecule: messenger RNA, 1725 nt
Organism: Gordionus sp. m RMFG-2023
Lineage: Eukaryota; Metazoa; Nematomorpha; Gordioida; Chordodea; Parachordodidae
Product: nucleolar protein 58-like
Exons: 15
Coding region: 12-1610 (532 amino acids)
Cellular component (GO): box C/D methylation guide snoRNP complex; small-subunit processome
Molecular function (GO): snoRNA binding
Source: RefSeq, a predicted model, not a curated record